AUGUCAUGCAGUCAAGCGGACCGAGAGCUGUUGACACAUCACACCGACAACCAAGAAUCAACUACUGAGGACCGACAUGAAGCUGUAGACCCCACAACCAGCGAGAGAACUGCCCAUGAUGAUGAUGAUGAUGAUGAUGCAUGGAAAGAGCAUCCAGGUAUAGGGAAAUCAACUACUGUGUUCCUGCGACAUGCUGGAGACUUGGAGGCCGGUGCGGUGCAUAGUGUUGAUCCCUACAUCGACAACAGAGUCAUCUUCGUCGUCACUAUUGCUACCUGUGUUUGUCUGGUUGUCAUAACAACAGUGAUAACAGCAGGCAUUGUCAUCUGCAUGAAAGCCCGUAGGAGACACCAACCACAGAUGAACCCUGACCUUAACGCUGCUUUCGCGAAUCUCAACGGCGCUUUACUGGACCUAAACAUCUCCAGAGACCAGGCAAGAGACAUUUAUGAGGAAAUCCCAGAUCCCCCAAAGGCUCAUAGAACAUCGAGAGUGAGUUCCACCGACAACAGUGGGUCUAGUGUGAAGAACCCGCUUAUUGAAGUGAAGGAACGAGAAGAGACUACAGCCACCCAACACCCGAUUAAACAAGUCGGAUCAUGUGGCAGUUUCGAUGGGUACCUGCACCCAGCGGGUGUCUCCAGUGCACUAGUUGACGAGAAAGAUCUCGCACCCGUGGGUGUCCUGUCCCCAUAGAGAGGGUGACAUGCAGUCAGCACAACAUGUCACAGCCUGUCUUAAUUAAUAUACAGGAGUCAGUUUGCAACACAAAUAUGUGUAUAAAAUUUUAUACAGAAAAAGUGUGUCACUGGCUGUCUUAAUUAAUAUACAGGAGUCAGUUUACAACACAAAUAUGUCUCCUGCUUGUCUUACAGAAAAAGUUUGUGAUUGCUUGUCUUAACUCAUAAACAGGAGUGAGCUUACAGCAGUUCAAAAAUUGCAUGUAAAAUCUGCUAACAGCUUUUAGCGAUUUCCAUUUUUUUAAAUUUUGUUAGGAAAUGAACACACAAAACUUUGUUUUCUAGUAAUUCAUGUUCCUGUGGAUGUUA
Molecule: messenger RNA, 1049 nt
Organism: Pomacea canaliculata
Lineage: Eukaryota; Metazoa; Mollusca; Gastropoda; Architaenioglossa; Ampullariidae
Exons: 6
Coding region: 1-696 (231 amino acids)
Source: RefSeq, a predicted model, not a curated record